AUGGACGUCCCAAUAUCGAUCGUCGCAGAAAGCAAGGAGCUCCGAGGACUAAACCUCAUCGCCACCCAUUCGCAUGUCAGAGGUCUCGGUGUCGAUCCGGACUCGCUCCAGCCUCUUACAUUAUCAGAGGGUUUAGUGGGCCAGGAGAAGGCCCGGAAGGCCGCAGCGGUAAUUCUGCAGAUGGUCAAAGAAGGCAAGAUGGCUGGCUACGCCGUUCUGAUCGCGGGACCUCCUAGCACAGGAAAGACAGCAAUUGCAAUGGGCAUGGCAUAA
This is a messenger RNA of Penicillium brevicompactum, 273 nucleotides long. RefSeq lists its product as uncharacterized. Gene Ontology annotation, cellular component: Ino80 complex; R2TP complex; Swr1 complex. Gene Ontology annotation, biological process: chromatin remodeling; regulation of transcription by RNA polymerase II; box C/D snoRNP assembly. The transcript has 2 exons. The record is from RefSeq and is a predicted model, not a curated record. Gene Ontology annotation, molecular function: DNA helicase activity; ATP binding. Bases 1 to 273 code for a protein of 90 amino acids. Lineage: Eukaryota; Fungi; Ascomycota; Eurotiomycetes; Eurotiales; Aspergillaceae.